Molecule: messenger RNA, 1547 nt
Organism: Lactuca virosa
Lineage: Eukaryota; Viridiplantae; Streptophyta; Magnoliopsida; Asterales; Asteraceae
Source: the annotation of a GenBank genome assembly
CGAAUAUCCAAAGAUUGUCAACUUUUCAUUUUUUUAAUAUUUAUUUUCCUACGACCCGCUCGCAAGAAGCCCCAAUGGGGGUAGUCUAAGACUAAGAUCGUCAAUCAAACCGUAAACUCCUUGAAAUCGGCAACAAGGAUUGAUUGUCCAAUGAUGUUGGUCUUCGAGAUUUCUUAAAGCUGUAGGCUUGAAUUUAUUAGAAGCAAUCCCCACACAUUUUGCGAAUUGUUGCCACAAUUUUUCCCAGAUAGCCACCACCUUUCUCAACAAAUACGCCCUUAAACUCAUCCGAUAAAUGUAAUUUUUUUUUAUUUUUUUUUUUAUUUUUUAUGUUGCAUCGGUGCUACUGGUAGAUGAUUAAGGUGCUACUCCUUGUUGCCAAAGAAUCAGACAGAAAACGUUCAUAAAAGGUUUUGGGGAAAAUCUGAGUGAUGCCAUCUGCAAAUCCUAGAUCCUAGGACAUCUGAUCAGGAAGAUUUGGCUUGAAGAACUGGUGAAGAGAGAUUUUAAGGGCUUGGAGUACACAAUCAUGCGCCAUGGAUCAUUUAUAGGGAUCUUAAUUGCGAUAACAUCUUCAUCAAUGGAAACAUCCUACAGUUAGUUAAAUACAGAUAUUAAAGUGAUACGCAUUCCUCCUAUCUGAAGAGUCUCAAUUUCUGUGGCAAAGUUACUUGUAGAAGAUCAAAUUGUAAAGAUGAGUUGCUUUUUUCGUUUCUCCAAAGAUGUCGAAAAUGAUAAGGCAUCCGAUUUUAUUACAGUUCCUCUUCUUCAAAAAGAAGAUACAAGUGACAUUGUUACAGAGAAAAGAUUUACAUACCAUGAGCUUGCUAUUGCCACAAAAAACUUCAAGAAUCUGAUAGGAAAAGGGGUCUUUGGAUCUGUGUAUGCGGGUAGAUUAAAAUCAGGAGAAGUAGUUGCUGUAAAGAAGCUAGUGCAAAAGACCGAUGAUAUAGAUGUAGAGGCUCUUAUGUGGUGCUGUUGGAGCUGAUCACGGGACGUAAAGCAAGAUACCCGCUGAAGGAAGGGCGGAAGGAUUUUGUUUGUUGGAUAUUAUAAAGCGAUUUCUUUUUGCAAUUAUUUUCUAAAAUCUAAUGCAAAAAUUGAAUAUUAGAUCAAUUUUUUUAAUAUCUUGUUUGAAUUUGAUAUGCAGUCUCAGCCUUUCUUGGAGGAUCGUACAAAGUUUAUUGAGUUGUUGGACCCGCUUUUAAAAGGUCGGGCCCCGCUCCGUUCGGUGCGCCGUGCGGUUGCAAUAGCUGCAGUCUGUGUGAAUGACCGGAGAUAUCAGAGGCCUGAAAUUGUUCGAGUUCUUGUUGCACUCGAAGACACAGCUUAUCCACCAAAUCGCCAUGAGGGGCUUAGAGGGGGGGCAAAGUGGGCAGCUGCACAGGGCCCAAUUUUUUCCAUUAUAUAUUUUUAUUUAGAAAAACAAAAUUAUAAUAAAGACAAGGGCCUUUUUUUUCUUUAUCGUCCUGGGCCUUUGAAAAUAUUUAAUUUUUCAGGACCGGCCCUGCAAAUCGCAAUGUAAUAAUUCAAAGAAGAAAGAGGAU